AUGGCUGCGCAGCGGCGUCCGCUGCUUUCCUUGACUGGGAAAGCACUGACUGGCCUGCAGAAGCGCACUAGUUUCAUUCAUAAGUGGAGCAAUUUCAAACGAUGGCAAGAACUGGACAAAGCAAGGGAUGAAUAUAUACGUGAACGUCAGGCAAUAGAAAAUUUCAUCAGGCUACCAGGCGGAAUGUAUAUAUCUCCCGAGCGUCCUGAACAUGUGAUGCCCAAAAAGGAUCUAGCUGAUAUGACGCGGAAAGACACCGGAGCUGUUUCAAUGGAGCUCCAUACGGCUCAUACCCAGAUGAGAUAUGUUGACCACAGUUUCGACAAUAUUCGGCGCUUCAAGCGCUAUAGGCAUUUUCAACAUCUGCAGUAUGAUCAGAGAAUGAUUCCCGAGCGGCUGUUGUUCCUUGGCCCUGACCUGGCUGCCGCGCAUUUUCUAGCUUCCGUGAAAUUCAUUGGCGAUGAUGCCUGGUACAAAAAGGAUAAAUAUGGAAAAUAUAGUUUACCAGGGACUAAGGUUCCAGGACUUUAUUUGGAAGCAAUAGAUGCAUCAGGAACAGAGCUCAUGUUUGAAGGUUUCGACAACUUACAAAACUUGAGCCACCUCAGAAUGCUCAGGCUAGCAGACUGUCCAUAUGUUGAUGAUUGGACAUUAUCCAGAAUAGGAGGAAUGAUGGAAGGCUUAGAAAUGCUUGAUUUGAGUGGAUGUCAUCGAGUCUCUGCCAAAGGUCUUAUGGGACUGAAGAUGUUGAAAUCAUUAAAAUAUCUCAGAAUUGAAGGCAUUGACAGUAAGGUGAGUGUGGUGCUUUGCUCUUCUAUUUGGUUGGUAAAUUUUUUAGUCGUACACUCGUAG
Molecule: messenger RNA, 852 nt
Organism: Cooperia oncophora
Lineage: Eukaryota; Metazoa; Nematoda; Chromadorea; Rhabditida; Trichostrongylidae
Source: the annotation of a GenBank genome assembly